GCGUUUGAAGGGAGCGCGCCUCCGUCACAUUUUUUUAUUUGGAGCCACGAAGUGUUCAGAGUUCAUUCACGACCAGACGGAGCUCGGUGCGCGCGCGCUGCACGGAAAAACCCCCGAACUACAAACAUCAAACACGCGCUCGCAACUCCAGCCUCGCGACCCGACUCUGGAUUUACACCAAGGAGCAAAAACGUUCUUCAUUACCGACAGGAUUCGUGUUCGGUCCUUUUUUAUUUAUUUUGUUUUUUAUUCUUGUUGCUGUUGUUUUAAGUCACGUUGACGGCUCAGUGCACGAUGCGGAGAAGAUAAAGGAGGAACCAAUUCUUUAUUUUUGAUCACUUGGAACGUGAUGAUCAAGUCGAUCGCGUUUCGGGGAUCACGAGACUUGUGCGCCAGCGACCGUGUGUGCGGUCCGAUCCUCCAUGGGAAGCAGUGAUAGCGCGCGAGAGCGGAGAUGAGAGCCGCGCUCUGCUGCCUCCUCGCGUGCUGCUGCUGCUGCUGCUGCUUCUCCGUGCCGCACGCCGCCGCCGCCGCCGCAACCGGGGAGGCGUUGAUUCCUCAAGAACUAAUCGAGAGACUGUCCAAAAGUGAGAUCCGCACCAUGAGUGACCUCCAGCGGCUUCUGGAGUUACACUCUGCAGAGAAUGAGGUGGUACAGGAGGCUAAAUGGCGCUACAGUAAAGAACAUCUCGACCACAACGCCAACCUCAAGAGUUUACACACACGCCCAAGACACAAGAGGAGCAUUGAGGACGCAGUCCCGGCCGCAUGCAAGACUCGGACAGAGGUGUACGAGAUCCCACGUUCUCAGGUCGACCCUACAGCGGCAAACUUCCUCAUCUGGCCACCAUGCGUAGAGGUGAUGCGGUGCUCAGGCUGCUGCAACACCAACACCAUGCGCUGCCAUGCUUCCAAAAAACAACAUCGGAACGUCAAGACACUCGCAGCUGCAUGGUGCUCAUUUUACCAGCACAUAAAGAAACUCUCCUACACCCACUGCUCCUUGCCUUAUCCGCAAGCUCGUUCUGUGGUGAAGGUAGCUAAGAUCGAGUAUGUGCGUCGCAAACCAAAGCUGCGGGAGGUGCAGGUGCAACUGGAGGAUCAUCUGGAGUGUGUGUGCAUGUCCAAACACCACACAGAGUCCCGCUUACACACAGGCCACUCUAGUGUGAGAGCUAAAAAGAGGAAAAGGACACAGGCAAAAAAGUCAGAAAAAACGUACACGCUCGGUUCUUAACAUAACGCUGCCACCGGACUGACUUGGCAGAUGUACGGUGAAUCUGACUGGAUCAUGUUGCGGAGUGUGUGGUGAUGCGGUGAUGAAGAAAGGCCAGCCAUCUUGUCCAAUCAAAAAUCUUUGCUUCCAUCUGACAUCAUCGAACAAGAAGGCAGCCCCAAGCAAACAAUCACCGCCAUCCACUCACCUGGUCUGGAUUAAGCUAAACAGACCGUCGCCGAACUUUUCAGACUUUUAGACUGGACGUCUCUUGGACUUUAUUUUGAAGAAAAGGAAGAAAGAAGUUAGACACAAAGGAAAUUUGCCUCAUGGAUGGGAAAUUAUAAAGACUGCAUAUUUUCCUGCGUGGUGCUUCAGCGUGGAGUCUGAACGCUCAUACCAAACGGUCCCAGCUUGGAUCUCGGAUCUAGCAUAUAAUGGACAGACACAAUUAUUCACUUCUAUAGCAAGAUUCCUUUCUUCCAGCAAACACUUUUUUCAGUAUACACUCUUAUUUUUGUAGCCCCAUUUUCUAUCGAGACUCAUUUGCUGUAUGUACAGUAGUAGAAAAAAAACAGCCUUCAGUAAUAGCCUUUAAUAAACUAUUUAUAAGUGCA
This is a messenger RNA of Tachysurus fulvidraco (yellow catfish), 1833 nucleotides long. Its product is annotated as platelet-derived growth factor subunit A. The record is from RefSeq and is a predicted model, not a curated record. Gene Ontology annotation, cellular component: membrane. Bases 455 to 1237 code for a protein of 260 amino acids. The transcript is spliced from 8 exons. NCBI's taxonomy places the organism in Eukaryota, Metazoa, Chordata, Actinopteri, Siluriformes, Bagridae. Gene Ontology annotation, biological process: positive regulation of protein autophosphorylation; positive regulation of phosphatidylinositol 3-kinase/protein kinase B signal transduction; platelet-derived growth factor receptor signaling pathway. Gene Ontology annotation, molecular function: growth factor activity; platelet-derived growth factor receptor binding.